This is a messenger RNA of Vespula pensylvanica (western yellowjacket), 5897 nucleotides long. RefSeq names its product junctophilin-1-like. Gene Ontology annotation, cellular component: plasma membrane; junctional membrane complex; endoplasmic reticulum membrane. The record is from RefSeq and is a predicted model, not a curated record. Lineage: Eukaryota; Metazoa; Arthropoda; Insecta; Hymenoptera; Vespidae. The coding region runs from base 1970 to 4834 and encodes 954 amino acids. The transcript is spliced from 11 exons.
AGAGAGAGAGAGAAAAUUUGAAUCCGUUUCAACGAAUGAACGGGUCGGCGAACAAACGGAUAGACGGAUAGACGGACAGACGAACGAAUGAUCGUUGGUAAGAUCCAACAUCGACGACGUUGACGAAGAGGCGAAGACGACGCACCGGCGCACCGGCGGUAGCCGAUGCUGGUGGUGCUGCUGGCACGUCUCGAUACCGUCUCUCUCUCUCUCUCUCUCUCUCUCUUUCCCUCGACCGAGAGCUUUCAGUUCUUCGUCAUCCGUCGUCUUCGACGCGAAGAAAGUGCGUCCGUCUCUCUUUCGCGAAGCGCGCGCAAGAUAGUCUCGCUAAGAUCGGUGUGACGUUCGUCAUAACGCCGGCAUUAACAGUUGACGCACCCGCCACUUCCUAGUAUACAUUCCCAAAAGCAGAAUAGUUUUGAAAGAAGAAGGAAAAAAGCGAAUUAAAUUUAUAGUUUAUCGAUCGAGCUUCGUCGGGUAUAACAAGUUCGAAAGAUAAUCGAGAAACAUAGAGAGCGCGAGCGAGAAAGAGAGAGAAAGAAAGAGGCACAUUCCGAGCGGAUCACGGAUGCUUAUAGAAGCGUUGCGUAACGGCGUCAGACGAACAGCGAAAUUGCGGCGGCUGCGGCAGCAGCAGCAGCGGCUACCGAAGCGCGUCGAGCUUCGAUAAGAUCGAAGGAAAUUCUAGAUCCUCUUACGGUAUCCAUUCGCGGAUACGAAAAACGAAGAAAGUUAGGGGAAGGAAAAGGAGAAGGUGGAGAAAAGAUUCUGUGUGCGUUAAAAGUGGAUCGUUGAGGUGUCACAGAGACCAGAAUCGGAUACAAGGUGUCCUCGUGAUCUCGAUCAGGGAUCAAGAGAGGAGAAGAGCCUGGCCGCGUGUGAGAGUGCGCGAGUGAGUGAGUGAGUGAGUGAGUGAGUGAGCGACGACCUACCGUCGAAGAACUCGUUAAAAAAAAGUUAAAAGUUGCUAGGGUACGUUGGUUGGAUCGCUCGAGGGCUUCGUAACAAGACAGGUAGAGAGAUUGGGGAUGGUAGAGACGAGGAUAAGAACAAGCUGUUCCGUAGAGAAAGAGAGAGAGAGAUCCUUUCGGUCGUAUCGAUUCUGGUGUCUCGAAACGUUUCAAGGCCAAUCUCCGUCUCUCGAUCUACACUUAUUCGCGCGUGCACACACAUACACACAGGCGCUCGCGCGCGCGCACGUACACGUAGACACACGUACACACGCGCGCAUACUCGCACACGGGCACACGUACAUGCAUAGACACACACGUACGAGCACGCGUACACGUACAGUUGUCAUUUUCGAAUUUGGUCCGGAUCGAUCGGUCUUACUUCGCGCUCGAAAUCGCAUUCGAUAAUCUCGUACGAUCAGAAUGAUUUCGCUCGAGCUCUUCUCCCGCGUGAUUAAUAGCCUCCACCUGAUUGCGAGGGUCCCUGCUAUAAGAUCGGUGAAUCCAACGCUUCAUUAUUAUAUAAUUUUCUCACUUUUUCGAAUAGAAUAGAAUUGGUCGAGAUUCGAGGAACCGAUCCAACGAAACCGCACGACGACCGAACGUAAGUAAUAGCGAGGAAGGGAGGUAAAAGGUGUUUCUCAGGUGUAGGGAUCAACGGGUGGUUCGUUCGGUGAUUCUACAGGGAUUUAACGAGUUUGGCCAGGAGGACCAAGAGAAGGAUAGAGGAAAAGAAGAAAGAGGAGAAAGGAAAGAGGGGAUAGCGAUAGUAGUAUUAGUGCUAAUAGGUGUUGGUGGUGGUGGAGGUGGAGAAGGAUGGAGCAACGUCCAAGGAGACGGGGAGUAUACGGACGUUGCUGACGAGGAAGGAGCGAGAAGAGGAGGGGGAGGGGCAGUGGAAAAAGAAGAAGAGGAAGAAGAAGAAGAGGAAGAAGGAGAGAGGAAGUGGACGACGACGAAGAGAACGAAAGCGACGAAAUUGAAGAGACGAACGACGGUGCGUGCGACACCCACGAGACAUGCAGCAACAGCAACAGUCCGGACAACAGCAACAGCAAUCCGGAGCACCGAACGGGGUGGCGGGUGGUGCCCAAUUGCCUCAAACAGGUGGUGUUAGUCCUGCUCAGCCUGGCGCUACUGGCACGGCUACCUCGAGGCCACAGGUGAACGGUGGUAGAUUCGACUUCGACGAUGGUGGUACUUAUUGCGGCGGCUGGGAGGAUGGCAAGGCUCAUGGACACGGUGUUUGUACCGGACCCAAGGGACAGGGUGCUUACUCCGGUAGCUGGCAUUACGGUUUCGAGGUCUCUGGAGUUUACACUUGGCCGAGUGGCUCGGCUUACGAGGGACAAUGGCAGAACGGCAAAAGGCACGGCCUCGGCAUGGAAACCCGCGGACGUUGGAUAUAUCGUGGAGAAUGGACUCAGGGAUUCAAGGGACGUUACGGUGUCAGACAAUCUACCACAUCUACGGCGAGGUACGAAGGUACAUGGGCCAGUGGUCUUCAAGAUGGUUACGGUUCCGAGACUUACGCCGACAGCGGUACUUAUCAAGGACAAUGGCUUCGAGGUAUGAGACACGGAUAUGGAGUAAGAGCCAGUGCACCUUUUGGUUUGGCGAGUCACUACAAACCACCGAAGCAAGUAAGAGCGUCCUUGACGUCCCUGAGAAGCGCGGAUGUGGGUCCAGCGGUUGCACCAACACCUGAUCCGACCGACAGGAGAGAUCGUCGAGUAGACGAUAGCAGAGGAGGCUUCGUAUUGAAGGCCAGGAGCGACGAUCCCCCAGCUCGAAGAAAGAGUUUAACGGAGAAGUCUUUGAAGAAGGGAAUUCUUUCGGGCUUGAAGAUCCGAAAACAGAAGAGCACGGGUGAUUUAGAGAAACGUGGAACGGGAGGAAGUAUUCGAAGUAACGCUAGUUCAGCCUCAUGGAUGUCGACCGAGAGUUCACAGAGUCAAGCUUCAGCGUCCGUCCAUACUGACAGUAACGCGUCUUUUGUCAUCGAGGACGAACAGAUGGACGCCUCUGUAAUCGAGACGUAUCUUGGCGAAUGGAAGAACGACAAGAGAACUGGUUUCGGUAUAUCGGAGAGGAGCGACGGUUUGCGAUACGAAGGCGAGUGGUUCAACAAUCGAAAGUACGGUUACGGUGUGACGACCUUUCGGGAUGGUACCAAGGAGGAAGGAAAGUACAAGAACAACGUGCUGAUUACCAGCCAAAAGAAAAAGCAUCUGUUUCUGAUCAGAUCGGCGAAAUUUCGUGAGAGGAUAGAAGCUGCCGUGAACGCAGCCCAAAGAGCGAGCAAGAUAGCGCUGCAAAAGGCUGACAUCGCCAUCUCGAGGACGGCAACGGCCCGAGGAAAAGCCGAAUCAGCGGACAACGCUGCCGAUCACGCGAGAGAAGAUUCCGAGUUGGCCCAACAAACGGCCAGACAGUUCGCUCCGGAUUUCAGGCAGCCCGGUUUGGAGAGACUUAAGAAUCGAGAAAUUCCGAAAUACGUGCCACCGCCGCAGGACACUGUGCCUGGUAAAAGUAUACUCCAUAAAAGCACGACGUUGGACCAAACUGGAUCGACGCCUUCGAAGACAGGAAUUUCGAACGUCGAUUCGACCGCGACGACGACUACGACAACGACGACGACGACGACAGCAACAACGACGAUGUCAUCGACGUCGAUGACAGCCAGCAACGUGAUGCAGUCGAUCAGAAGAGCUAGCAUGAAGCCGCAGAACAUGAUGCAGAAUCAAUUACCUAAUCAGACUUCGCCGAAUCAGCUUUCGAAUCAGAUUCCGCAGCAAAUGGUCAACGCUCAAACUUCUCUUCCGAUGCAAAACCCCUACCAGACGCAAUACGUUCCAACAAUGCCACCGAAUUCACCUCAGCAGAAUCAGCCAUACCCUAAUAGCGUACCAAAUCAGUAUCCUCAAAGCCCGUAUCAACCAAACCAGUAUCCCAAUCAACCCAACGCCUACAACCAAACGCAGUACCAACCUGCUAGCUCGCCUCAGCUGGAUCCUGGGUACACCGGAUAUCAGCAGCAACAGACGCCGGCUAGAUCGCAAGGAUUCCAAAACAUGCAACCUUAUCUGAACCAACAGAUCUUGUAUCCGCAACCCCCGGUUAUGUACGGUCCAAUGACAUUCGCCCAAAUGAAUCAAUACGAAGCGCAGCUUUAUGGUGCGAAUCAGGUGCCGAAUCAGUACGGACCGAGUCCGAUGAAUCAAUACAAUCCGCAGUCGAUGUUAGCCCAGCAGCAACAAGAACAGCCGUCGCAGCAAACGCAAUCUAUGCAGCAGUAUCCUGAUGGGAUUACAGACAUUCAAAGGCCACCGAGUUCGGCGAGUAUACGAAGGAACAGCAGGGUCUUAAGUCCGCAGGAUAGACCGGGCACUAUCGGUCAAACGUUGAACGACAGGCUCGAUCAUUACAAGAGGCCACCUAGUCGCGAUAGUUCCGUAGAUCGAUAUGCCAGAGCGCAUUCCCGAUUAACAGGAUCAAGACAGCCGUCCGUCGACAAAAUCGUGACGAAUACAUCCACGGAUCUAAUCGACAGAUCGACGAGGGCUCCCAGUGUUAUUCGAUCCGGCACGCCAUUGAACGGCUCGGUGGUAGGAAGUGGUACGGCGACACCAACUUAUGCGGCAUCGACUUCCGGGCAAUUUGAAGGAGCACUUUUAAAGAACCGCAACCUUGGUCAAGACAUCCUCCCAAGUCCUGGGCAACCGAAACGAACCGAGAGUCUCUAUGUUACGCCCGCGCGUAAUUCAAACGUUCCCGGUGGUGGCGGAGGUGGCGGAGGUGUCGCAGGAGGCGGUGCAUCGAAAGACGCAAGCCGGACGGUCCCCGCCUUCGCCGAAGCGUCAAAGAGCCGCGCAACCCUAUGAGUAUAAGUAUUUAUAUUAAUCUGUAGGUAUACACAAUACUACAGAUAUGAUUUAUACGAAGGCACGAAGAAGCUUUCGACCUUUGUCGUCGUUGUUAUGCGUUCUUGCGAACGAAUCUCGAACGAUCGGUUCGAAAGAGAACCGUAAUAUCGUGAUAACUAUCCAUCCAUUUCUUACACAUCUUUAUUUUGAAAGCUUGUCCAAUAUAAUUGUAAUGUAUAUCCACAUGUUCCUUUUUUAUGCGAACUAUCAUAGUUCACAUUGAACACCAUACGCGUAAAGUAUACGUAUAUUCAUCGAUAAAAAAAAAGUGAGCUUGAUUCGUUCGGUGUCUCAUUGUAAUCACGGUUUUGAUGGAAAACACACCUUCGUUCUGUAGUUCGUCAAGGACGAAAGAAAAAAGGAAGGAGAAAAACAAUAAUCUUGAGUUCGAUAAUUAUAUAAAGAUCGAUAUAUAUAUAUAUAUAUGAUAAUUAUAUGAAGGAUCGAAAAAAGGAUCGGCCACCAAUCGAUCGCUCGAUCUAUCAGAAGACUCUUCGAACGGAAGAUCUUUCUGAUAAUGCUUUAGAUUAGAUGUUUUUAACGGAUUGCUUAUACGGCUGUUUUUAGACCGAGGCCUUAGCUAAGGGAACUUUCUCGCAAUAUUCUGAUUAACGAGAGGUCAUUAUGGUGGAAAAAGAGAACGCACGUACCUGUUUGUAGUUCGUUAUUAGUCAUUUAUCUUAUGAAAGAAGAGAAACAAGGAGAGAAGGCAAAAAAUCGCGUAUUUCGCGGCAUGAAAGAACAAUUCAUUCAUUUCGGUCAAAGAGAAUAUUUUCGCAGAAGGUGUUUGUGUGUACGCCUUUUAAUGCCUUCUUAUCCAAAAACAGACAUAUUUUUCUAUUAACGAUAACGAGAAUAUCCGAUUGAUCUAGACGAUCGAUGGCUAUAUCACUUUCGUUGUAGGUUACGAUUAAAUCGCAAGAGUAACAAAGACAAAAAGAGUAUCUAUGUAUUUUACUCUCUACGAUGAGAUUACUGAGAAUUAAAGUGUUUAUAUAUACAUAUAUAUAUAUAUAUAUAU